CAGCUUGCAACUAACUUUAGUAUUGUUGUGAAAUUGUGCUUGUACAUUUUGAGGGUGGAAAAUCCUCAAUUUCUAGCGUUCUCUCUGCAAAAAUGGCAUCAUCAAGUCGUGAUCAUGCAUCGCAGGCCAGCGCAAUGACACAACCUAUGCAGAGCCUCGCGGCGAAACAGAAAUAUAUCGAGGAAUACGAUUUUCCUUACUGUGACGAGUCCGGGAAGUAUGAGAAGGUGUCUAAAAUUGGCCAGGGGACUUUUGGGGAAGUCUUCAAGGCACGAGAAAAGAAGUCCAAUAACAAGUUCGUAGCCAUGAAAAAGGUUCUGAUGGACAACGAGAAGGAGGGCUUCCCCAUCACAGCUCUGAGAGAGAUUCGAAUCCUGCAGCUGCUGAAACAUGAAAAUGUGGUGAAUCUGAUUGAGAUUUGUCGAACGAAGGCUACCCAGCAUAAUAGAUACCGAUCCACAUUCUAUCUGGUGUUCGACUUCUGUGACCACGAUCUCGCCGGCCUGCUGUCCAACAUGAACGUGAAGUUCAGCCUUGGGGAGAUCAAGAAGGUGAUGCAGCAGCUCCUCAACGGACUCUACUACAUCCACAGCAACAAGAUCCUGCACAGAGACAUGAAGGCCGCUAACGUGCUGAUCACGAAGAACGGCGUGCUGAAGCUGGCCGACUUCGGUCUGGCCAGGGCCUUCUCCAUAACGAAGGGCGGCCAGCCCAAUAGGUACACGAAUCGCGUGGUGACGCUGUGGUACCGGCCACCGGAGCUUCUGCUGGGCGACAGGAACUACGGACCGCCGGUGGACAUGUGGGGUGCUGGCUGCAUUAUGGCCGAGAUGUGGACGCGGUCACCUAUUAUGCAGGGCAAUUCGGAGCAGCAGCAACUCGUGUUCAUCUCGCAGCUGUGCGGCUCUUUCACCAAGGAAGUGUGGCCGGACGUGGAGAAUCUGGAGUUGUACUCCAAGAUGGAAUUGCCCAUGAAUUACACACGGAAGGUGAAGGAACGCCUGCGGCACUACGUGAAGGAUCCCCAAGGCUGUGAUUUGCUAGACAAGCUGCUUCAGCUCGACCCCAAGUCGCGUAUCGAUGCCGACACAGCGCUCAAUCACGACUUCUUCUGGACUGACCCCAUGCCGACUGAUCUCAGCAAAAUGCUCUCGCAGCACACAACCAGCAUGUUCGAGUACCUCGCGCCGUCGCGUCGCUCCGGGCAGAUGAUGCGCCAGCACCAGCAGCAAAUCGCCGUUAAUCAGGUGCAGUCUAAGCAGCAGGAGAAUAGCUACCAAGAUCGCGUAUACUGAUUCCCAUACUCAUCUUUUGUACAAUAAAUCACCCAUCAAAAGU
Molecule: messenger RNA, 1338 nt
Organism: Phlebotomus argentipes
Lineage: Eukaryota; Metazoa; Arthropoda; Insecta; Diptera; Psychodidae
Gene: Cdk9
Product: cyclin-dependent kinase 9
Exons: 2
Coding region: 93-1295 (400 amino acids)
Biological process (GO): protein phosphorylation
Cellular component (GO): nucleus
Molecular function (GO): ATP binding; cyclin-dependent protein serine/threonine kinase activity
Source: RefSeq, a predicted model, not a curated record